UUUUUUUUCUUUCUUUCUUUCUUUCGUUUUUUUAUUUUUUUUAUUUUUUUAGUCUUUAUAUUUCUUCUAUUUAUUCAAUCUAUAUGUCAAACAUCGAAGAACUCAACGUCCCUUUUGAUCCUUUUGCUGACGUUGAAGAAGAAAGCUCUCCCAAAACCACUAGCUAUAUCCACUUGCGUAUUCAACAAAGAAAUGGUAGAAAGACUUUGACAACUCUUCAAGGACUUCCCACUGAAUAUGAUGCUAAGAAGAUCUUGAAACAAUUCAAGAAGGAAUUUGCUUGUAAUGGUACUGUGGUUGAAGAUGAAGAACUUGGUAAUGUGUUGCAACUCUCUGGUGAUCAACGUUUGAAGAUUGCGGAAUUCCUUGUUAAAGAAGAAAUUGCGAAGAAAGCCAAUAUUAAGGUGCAUGGUUUCUAAACUAUUUUUUGGAAUUCUUGGAUACAUACAACAACACAACGCCAACAACAUAUAACAACAACACCAUCACUAUCAUUAUCUGUUUUUUUUUAUUGUAUUGUUUUCGGUUUUGUUAUCAUCAUACAUACACCUUUAGUUAGUUUUAUAUAGUUUUUGAUCAUCGUUAUAUAUUUUUAUAUAUUGAUGAUUAUUCUUUAUAGUCUUAUUUUUAUUUUAUUUUUUAUUUUUUUUUUUUUUUUG
Halteromyces radiatus is the source of this 659-nucleotide messenger RNA. Its product is annotated as translation initiation factor SUI1. The record is from RefSeq and is a predicted model, not a curated record. Gene Ontology annotation, cellular component: eukaryotic 43S preinitiation complex. Gene Ontology annotation, biological process: translational initiation. Lineage: Eukaryota; Fungi; Mucoromycota; Mucoromycetes; Mucorales; Cunninghamellaceae. The transcript has 3 exons. Gene Ontology annotation, molecular function: RNA binding; translation initiation factor activity; ribosomal small subunit binding. Bases 84 to 419 code for a protein of 111 amino acids.